Cydia amplana is the source of this 1645-nucleotide messenger RNA. RefSeq lists its product as uncharacterized. The transcript has 4 exons. NCBI's taxonomy places the organism in Eukaryota, Metazoa, Arthropoda, Insecta, Lepidoptera, Tortricidae. The coding region runs from base 275 to 1645 and encodes 456 amino acids. The record is from RefSeq and is a predicted model, not a curated record.
GUAAAUUUUCAUUUAAUUUAAUAUAAAAUAAAAACAAUUCUGUAAAAUCAAAAUAAGAAGAAGUCAUUGAAGAGCCCCGUCUGCUGUUCCUGAGACCACCUAAAAUCGCUAACCUCCCAAACAUUGGACCUCCGAGCCGGAAGCUAUCAACCAGCGCCAGGAUCAGCAAGAAACGUGUCGAGCACGUGUCGCAUGGUGCGCACGGCCGCCAUUACGUGCCAACAACGAGUUUCGGGAAUAAACUGUAAGUGCUUUACAUUCUCUCACACACACCAUGGCUACUCCUAAAGCAUCAGUGACUCCAAUUUCUUUAACAGUCGAUUUAAACGAUCCGCGUGUCUUGACGCAAAGACGAGGCACACUCAAGGGUAAACUCACGUUGUUCGCUAAAUAUGUCGCUACGCUUAAUAAGGCUAAUUUAACGAAUAUACAAAAAGUCGAGUUACAAUUACGCAUAAAUAAUGCCGCGAGUUAUUAUCAAGAUUUCGAUGUCGUUCAAACUAGAAUCGAGGAGUUAGCAGAGUCGAGUGAUCUCCUUAAACAUUUAGAAUACCGCGAAGAGUUCGAGGGGCAAUAUUAUCAGACAGUGGCCGCAGCGUCCGAAUUAGCUGACGUUGGCAACAGUCCCGCUGUUGCUAACGGCAGCGCCGCUGCCCCUGCCAGCGCAGAUUCCGUAGGCUAUAAGGUUAAAUUACCUACAAUAUCACUCCCCACCUUCGACGGUUCGUACGAGCAUUGGUUAGGUUUUAGGGACACGUAUACUUCUCUGAUACACGAUUCUAAGGACCUGGGUGCCAUACAAAAGUUUCAUUACCUACGCGCAGCCUUAACCGGCACCGCUUUGCAAGUAAUUAAGUCCUUGGAAUUUUCAGCAGAGAACUAUACGACCGCGUGGGAGCUUCUCGAAAACCGUUUCAACAAUCAUAGGUUACUAACACACAAUUACGUAAAGUCACUUUUCAACACGCAAUCAAUAAACAAAGAAUCGGCUACACAGAUUAGAAAGCUGAUUGACUCUGUGUUACGUUCCCUUCGUGCCCUGAAGACCCUAGGAGAACCUACGGACUCCUGGGACACGUUAGUCAUCUAUUUAAUAGUCACAAAAUUAGACGCGGCUACGGAACGCGAGUGGGAAGAACACAAGGGCUCAGUCAACUCUAAUCGGCAGGAUUCUACCUCUCGUAUUAAGCUAACUGAUUUGAUUACUUUUUUACAAAACCGUGCAGAUAUGUUGGAAUCUAUUGCGGCAAAUCAUUCCAAAAAUACGCACUCAAAUUCGCAUGACAACAAAAAGUCAUCAAAUCAGUCGCAAUUUCACAAUUUUUGGGAGCUCGAGGAGGUGCCUAAGAUAGGAGACGGACUGACUGACGACGAACGCGCCUGUGAACAGCUGUUCGCUUCGACUACGCAACGCGAUAAAGAUGGUCGUUUUUUAGUACGUUUACCCCUAAAGGAAUCAGCUGAUGCGCUCGGCGAUACCUACGAUGUAGCUAGGAGUAGGUUCUUAUCAUUAGAACGCAAACUCGAGCGGCUCCCGGACUACAAAAAGAUGUACUGCGAUUUUAUGCAUACGUCGCGUGCGCAGACGUGGCAAAAAUGUACAGGCAAGUCCUUAUUCAAUCCGACCAACGAAACCUUCAACUAA